This is a messenger RNA of Micromonas pusilla CCMP1545, 6018 nucleotides long. RefSeq names its product SNF2 super family. The transcript has 8 exons. Bases 1 to 6018 code for a protein of 2005 amino acids. Gene Ontology annotation, cellular component: nucleus. The record is from RefSeq and is a predicted model, not a curated record. NCBI's taxonomy places the organism in Eukaryota, Viridiplantae, Chlorophyta, Mamiellophyceae, Mamiellales, Mamiellaceae. Gene Ontology annotation, biological process: nucleotide-excision repair. Gene Ontology annotation, molecular function: ATP-dependent chromatin remodeler activity; zinc ion binding; methyltransferase activity.
AUGGUGAAGCGCCUCCCGGAACUCAAGGACCUCGUCAAAGCCAUCGGCCGGCCGCUGCGCGUCGCGACGAUGUGCUCCGGCACGGAGAGCCCGCUCCUCGCGCUCGACAAGAUCGGCGCGGCGACGGGGCAAAUCUACGACGCGCCCCUCGGCGUCGAUCACGUGUUUUCGUGCGAGAUUGAGCCGUUCAAGCAGGCGUACAUCGAGCGGAACUUCGCGCCGCCGAUCUUGUUCCGCGACAUUCGCGAGCUGGACGGCGAUCAGGCGACGACGGCGUACGGCGCGCUCGUGGAUGUGCCCGGCAACGUGGACAUGCUCGUGGCUGGGACGUCGUGCGUCGAUUACUCCAAUCUGAACAACGAGAAGAAGGACAUCGACGAGGCGGGGGAGAGCGGUCAGACGUUCCGCGGGAUGAUGACGUGGAUUAAGAAGCACGAGCCCCCGAUCGUGAUCUUGGAGAACGUGUGCGGCGCGCCGUGGGACAAGAUCGCGGAGCGGUUCCGCCAGCAAGGGUACCAGGCGGAUUACACCCGGCUGGACACCAAGCGGUACUACAUUCCGCACACGCGCACGCGCGUGUACCUCGUCGCCUGGAUCGCGCGCGUGAAAUCCCUCGAGCGCGGCGCGAGCGCGACGCUCGAGGCGUUCCUCUUCGACAGCGACGACCCGAGGGUGCACAAGGGCAGACAGAUGCUCGCGCUCCCCGGCGAGGCCACGAGCCAACGCGGCGUCACCGACUGGGGCCGGUGCGAGAGCCGCCACAGGCGCGCGCGCAAGGACGAAGGCCUAGGCAACCGCCGACCGUUCACGGACUGGGAAGGCGGAUGCACGCUGCCGGACUACGCGUGGAACGACUGGGGCAAGGCGCAGACGGAUCGCGUGCUCGACCUCAUGGACAUCGACUACCUACGCCUCGCGCAAUCCGGCACGGAUUCGAUGCACAAGACGCUGGUGUGGAACCUCUCCCAGAACGUGGACAGGACCACGGGCAGCGGCGCCGCGGGCAUCUGCCCGUGUCUGACGCCGUCUAUGGUGCCGUUCGUCACGAACCGCGGCGGGCCUCUCGUGGGGAUCGAAGCGCUCUCGCUGCAGGGCAUCCCCGUGGAUGACCUUCUCCUCACGCGAGAGAGCGAAGGACAGAUGAGCGACCUCGCGGGCAACGCGAUGACGACCACGGUGGUCGGCGCGUGCAUGCUCUCCGCGCUCCUCCUCAUGAAGGACGAGCUCGUGGAGCACACGAAGAAGGUCAACGCGAAGCUCAAGGCGGAGGCGAAGACGAAGGAGAGCGAAGCGCGGAAGGCUGGCGGCGGGAGCAAGACGCUCGCCAAAUCCGCCGCCGCGUUGAGCGUCGGCGGCGCCGCGGGGUCCGUCGCCGCCGCGUCCACGGUGGAGGGCGCGGAUGACCUCAAGGAGGAAGACCUCGUGCUGUGCUGCGCGACAGACCGCAAAGAGCACACGUCCGACAUUCUCGACCGAGCGCACCGCAGCGCGCGUCUGUGCGUCUGCGAGGCGCAGACGGGGUCGCGCGACGCCAUCUACCGAUGCGAAGACUGCGGGCACACGGCGUGCGCGGAUUGCAAAGGGCGGCCGGAACACAACUACAAGCGGCACGACAUCGAGCGCAUCGCCCCGGACGUCUUCUCCGCGCACCUCAAGCAGACGCUUCCGAUGCGCGUUAAGCUGAGCGGCCUGAAUGUCGCCGCGGAGAAGAAGAUGGUGGACGACGCCAAGGCGACGUGGGUCGCGUUCGCGGAGGCGCUCGAGACGAUCGCGGGCGCCGACUUUAUGUUUCGCGAGGUGAAGCGCGCCGACGUCUGGACCGCUCGGUACGUCUGCCCGUCCACCGACGAGGUCGUCCUCGAGCUCCGCCUCGGUCGCACCGUCGCGCAGUCAGACUGGCGCGUCGUCAUCACGAACGAAGAGACGGGCGAGAAGGAGCUCAAGGAGUUCGCGCCGCACCCGGUGUACCAGUGGCCGUUGGCGCGCAUGCGGCUGGCGCCGGGCGCGAGCCACCUCCUCGACGGCGUCUGGGACGUCCUCGCGCCGAUCGAGCACGCGUUCGACGUCGCGAUCGAAGGCAAGGGCGAGAAGAAGAAGAACUGGCAGACGGAGCUCGGGAUGAUUGGGAACGACGACCCGGAGAGGCUGGACAUCUCCCUGCCCGACGGCGUCGACAGUAACCGCGCGCCCUGGUCGGACCUCCGCUGGUCCGAGUACGUCGUCACCACGCUCAAGACGGACGGGAUGACGGCGAAGGAGUUUGAGCAGCAGAAGGAGUCGUUCCCCGUGGACGGGACGUACGCUCUGCACGACAAAUGCGGCACCGCGAUGGCGUCGCUGCACAAGCGCGUGGACCCCAAGCCGACGCUGAACAAGUCGGCGGAGGCGUACUUUUUCCUCGACCCCGUGCGAAACUCAGACGGCAAGGAGGACUUUUUCGUCUUUGCCGAUAAUCACCGCAGGCUGCAGUACGGCGAGCACAGGAUGCACGCCGCGCGCGUGCACCACUCCUUCCGCCCGUCCGACGCCAAGGGGAAAGAGACGUUCGCGUGCCGCACGGACGGCCGCUGGAUGAAGUCGGACGAAGUGAAUCUCAUUCAGCUCGACGAAAAGCGCGCCGCGAAGCAGGGGGUGCCGAAAAACGCAAAAGCGCUCUCCAGCCGCGCGGGCGGCUGCCAAGCCGCGGUCGCCAUCAUGAAAGCCAAGGUGCCGCUCGCGGAGGUGGACGCGUCCGCGUGGCCGGAGGAUGAGUUCGAGACGCUUCAGAACGACCGCUCGUCGGAGGUUUUCCAGAGGCUGGCGUGGUUCACGUCUCGGCUCGCGCUCCCGAGCGAGGUGCGAUCGUUCACGACGCUCGACGAGAAGAGAUUAAACUCAAACGCGUGCGGCGGCGCAAAAUGCCCGGAGGCGUGCCCGCGCUGCGCGCCAUCCCCGCCGGUCCUCCAGUGGACGUGCAAGGCUGGCGAGAGCAAGAUCACGGCGAGGGAAGACCCGCGGCAGGCGGCGGCGUACGAGCAAGCGCUGAAGCGUCGCCCGGCGCCCUUCGUCGUCCAGUGGAGGAAAACCGCCGCCGCCGCCGGGAAGAAGCUCGGCGAACUCGUCAUCGCGGUCAACCCCGCGACGCUCGCGCACCGCGCGCUCGCGAACGUGUACAGCGGCGUCGCGAAAGAGCGCAGCGCGGCGCCGCAGGCGGAGGACAAGCCGACCGUGGAGUGGCAAGUCGUCAAGCACGAAGAGCGCGAAGCCGCCGUCGCGCUCGCGGAUUUCACCCUCAAGUCCAACCGAAGCGACGCCAAGGCGCCGCAGCCCAAGGGAUGGAACACGAAGUUCCCGCUCCGACCGGAGCAGCUCCGCUCGCUCGGGUGGAUGAUCCGCCAGGAGCAAACCACGGAGCCGUUCGUCGAGGAGGAGGUUGCGGAGAGCGUCCACCCCGCGCUCGGGUUGCGAAUGGAUGGCCGAGCGCGCGUCGAGCGGCUGGUGCGCGGAGGCAUCAUCGCGGACCAGGUUGGGUACGGCAAGACGGCCAUCACGAUCGGCGCGAUCCUCGCGAGCGAGAUUAAGUUCCCGCUCCCGAACGCGAUGGCGAAGCCCGUGAAUGCGAUCCCGACCAAGGCGACGCUCGUGCUGGCGCCGUCGCAGCUGCUGAAGCAGUGGCCGCGCGAGGUUGAAAAGUUUUCCGCCGAGGGCCGGCUCGUCACGCUCGUCAUCCGCACGGUGGCGGACAUCUCGCACUACACGGUGCAGGACUUCCAACGCGCGGACGUCGUCAUCUGCGCCACGAGCGUGCUGCGCUCGCCGCUGUACUUCGAGCGGCUCGCGCGGCUCGCCGGCGUCGCGUCGCUGCCGCAGUGCAAAGCCGCGGGCGCCGGCCGGCACUUCGCCGCGUCGUACCGCGACUGCCUCGACAAGCUCGAGACGCAGUGCGAACGUCUCACUUCAGGCCCGAACGGCGUCGUGGAGUGCGCCGCGAACUCGCCCGCGCCCGCGGCGGCGGCGGCGACGUCCCCGCGCGCGCGGCUGGCGCGCGCGUCCGCGUCCAAGCCGAUCAAGUACGCGGACGACGGCGACGACUUCGGGUCCGACUUCGAGAGCGACUCCGACUCCUCGGAGUACGACGAGGUGGACGAGGAGGAGGAGGAGCGCAAGGCGAAGGCGAAGGCUGCGGCGAAGCGCCGAGCCGCCGCGUGCGCCAAGGGGAAAAAAUCCAAAUCCCCCGCGUCGGCGUCGGCGUCCCCCGACGAAGCCGACGAGAGCGCCGACAAGGACCACUGGGGGUUCGAGACAACGUCCGUCGAGCGCGAUUGGACCAAAACGUCGUCGUGCCCGCUCGAGCUCUUCCACUGGCGCCGCGUCGUCGUGGACGAGUUCACGUACCUCCAGCAGUCGGACCGCUGCGUCGUGCUCGGACUCAAGGCGGAGGCGAGAUGGUGCCUCUCCGGAACGCCCCCAGUCGGCGCCUUCUCUGAAAUUAAGGACACCGCGGCGCUUCUCGGCACCAACCUCGGCUCGGACGAGAUGCCGCGGUACACGAAAGCGGAGAUCACGAAGGCGGAGUCGUUCCAGUUUUUCAAGGAGAAGCCGACGCAGCACUGGCACGCGACGCGUCACGCCGUCGCGCAAGGGUUCCUCGACCGUUUCGUGCGGCAGAACAUCGCGGAGAUCGACGAGAUCAAGUCCGUGACGGAUCUGAACCUCCUGAACCUCCGCCCCGUGGAGAAGGCGAUCUACCUCGAGCUCGAGCACUACCUCAAGUCCACGGACAUGAUGGUGAAGACGAAGAAGAAGAAGUCCUCCGACGGCGACCGCGACAAGCGCAUGGCCAAGGUGCUGGAGGGCUCCGCCAGCGGCGCCGAGGCGCUCGUCAAGUGCGUCACCAAAUUCAAGCUCGACAACGACGCCGGCGCGGGCACCGGGGCGUGCAACGCCAUCGUCAGAGUGCGCGAGGAGGAGAAGGAGGACUGCGAGAGGAACAUCGUCCGCGCCGUGCUCGACGCGAAGGUUAUGUUUUGGGAGGCGAAGGAGAUGGCUCGCGAGCUCGGCGUGGACGUCAUCGACACGCCGUCCUCGCGCGCGCCCUCGAAGACCGCGGCGAAAUCGUACGAGGACAUGACCAAGAAUCAACAGAAGGCGUAUCGUAAACCCGUCGACGACAAGAUGUGGCAGCUGCGCGAUCACACCCACGACGUGAACGCGCUCGUGAAUGAGCUCUCCGGCAGGACGCGCGCGCUUCGAUUCUUCAAAGCCGUGCGCGAGCUCCAAGGCUUGCGCGACGACGACGCCAUCGUCUGCCAGGCGUGCGAGGCCAACGAGUGCGGCCACGUCGGCUGCCUCGCGUGCCUCCGCGCCGACGCCAACCUGCAAGAGUGCGGCGUCCCCGGGUGCGCGCGCGCGUGCGGCGGCGACAACAUCAUCACGGCGGCGAGCCUCGGCACCGAGAGAGAGGGCUGCGUGGACGGCGACGCCGCGUUGGCGUCCCCGACCAAGAAGAAGCGCGGCGGCGGAAACGGCGGAAACGGCGGGGAUCGAACCGCCGGCGGCGGCUCCAUCGUCAUGUCCGAACUCGUCCAAAGCCUCCGCGGCUUCAACCCGGACGAACGCGUCCUAAUCUUCAUCCAGUACCCGGACCUCAUGAAGCAAGUCUCCGACGUCCUCGACGACGCGAACAUCAAGUACCUCAAGCUCAAGGGCUCCGUCCACCAGCAGUGCGCCGCGUUGGAUGAGUUCCAAAAGGAGAAGCUUCGCCCCGGCGACGCGCGCGUCCUCAUGCUGCUCUCUCGCGACGAGUCCGCCUCCGGCGCUAAUCUCACGACGGCGAACCACGCCAUCUUCGUGCACCCGCUGGAGACGAACACGCAGUACGAGUACGACGCGUCCGAGACGCAGGCGAUCGGGCGGAUCCGUCGGUACGGCCAGACGAAGCUCGUGCACGUGCAUCGACUCAUCGCGAAGGACACGAUCGAGGAGAAGAUUUACAACGAGCGCGGCGGCGAGAUGUUCAAAGGGACGCACGUCAAGUGA